UCGAACGAAGCGGUACGCAUGCGCGCACUAAACGCAACUUUCCGAUAUAUAUGACUGAGAAAUAUAUAUCCAAAACUGUUCAAAUAAAAAGUGUUGUGAGCCAAGAGCUAAGUGAGUGCAUUCAGUCAGAAACCAAGACAAGCUUUAUAUAUAGAGAUAUAUAUAUAUAUAGGCGUUCUAGCUAUAUAGUUAUAUGAAAGACAGCAACGCAAACGUGAAUACGGCAAAUAUCAGGCUAAAGCAGAAAUAAAAGAGAAAAAAAAUAAAAAGCAUAAAAAUUCCAGAGAUCGUUCGGUGUGCGGCAUACAACGUGAAUGUUGCGGACGGUCAAGCGAACAAAAACCCUUAAAAAAAUAAGAAAAAAAUAAAAUCAAGCAAAGGUGCGAGACAAGAAAUUAAAUUGAUAAACCUUAAAGCAAACGACGAACAACAACAACAAGAACAACGAAAGCCUUGACCGUGCCUAGUCGCCGAGCCUUGGCAGGACUUGGUGUUGCCCAGCGACUGGGACUUGGACUUGGACUUGGACUUGUCGCGCUGCUGUUGGCAAUUAUCAAGCGCAGUGCAUCAGGCUGGGAAUGCCAAAACGACUGUAGACAAGUCCACUUCUCUGUGUGUGUAAGUGUGUGUGUGUGUUACGCGCGCGCGCGCACGUGUGUGUGUGGUAAAUAGCUCAAAGCCACGAAAUUGCUUUUAUCGCCGCGCCAAAAUCGCCAAUUGCGCAAAAAUUGAAAGAAAAAAUAUAUAUAUAAUAAAACAAACAAAGGCAAAAAACUGUUAAACUAGCUGACCAGCCAACAGCUUUCGGGCCCUUAGUCAGUCUACAAUAACAACAACAAGAGCAGCGCAUCGCGUGGAGCCAGCGAUAAACUCCAAAAAGAGCGAGGAAAUUGCUAAAAUAUUACCCGAAAGGCAUAUUCGCUAUGUGCAUACAUGUGCAACAACAGCCCACAGAUACAACAACAGCAAACAGCGACUGCACUGCAAAAUGUAUAAUAAAAAAUUACAACAAGUGAUCGUGCAGAAAAUAGAUCGAUAAACCGACCCAAAAAACAAAAAAAAAAGUAAUAAUAAAAAAAGGCAACAGAAUUGAAGCAGCAUAAAAUAAAUAAAAGCGGCGUUGGGCACGUUUUUCCUACGUUCAUUCUGUGCUUUUUCCACAUUUUUUUUGCGCGCUUUUGCUGUUUCAAUUUCAAUUGUGGAAAUCGCAGAAAAAUCGGCAAAACGUAUUAAGCGAACCGGUCGAGACAACGGGGCGAUAGAACUUAGCUGGACUAGCACAAGGACUAGCCCAGCCUAGCAAUAUUUAUUAAACAAAGCCAGAAAUUAAUUUCACGACUUUUCUGUGCCUGCAUUUGAGCUGAGUCCAAGCGUGCGUUGCACGCCCUCAACGACAACAACAAACACAACAAGAACAACAACCAGCGCCGGCUUCUUUAUGCGCAGCUUGAACUGGCACUCAGCUUGAGCCAUAGCCAGAGAGAGAAAGAGAGAGAGUGAGUGAGAGAGCAAAAUGUACGACAUCAAGCGCCUGGAAGCCGGACAACAGCAGCUACAACAAAUACAGCAACAACAACAACAGCAACAGCAACAACAGCCUAUUGGACAUACACUAAACGAAAGGUUGAGCGGCUCGGCGCCGCUACAGCUUACCUGCAGCGUUAUAACGCCCACGCCGCUUGCCCUCACAUCGAAGUGCAGCUCCAGCAGCCCCAUUGAAGCCACACACAUGACACUGUUGACGCUGCGCCGUCGUCGGGCGUUCCAGCGUCGCGCCUGCCUGCUCAGCAUAUUGGCCGCCUUUGUCUUUGGCAUGGCAUUGGGCGUCAUCGUGCCCAUGCUUGGGCUGCCUGAUUACUUUGCCAGCAGCAGCAGCAGCAACAGCGAUGGAAGCGCUGAGUUGGCGACUGCUGCGCUGCUGCCGCCCAGCGAACAGCCGUUAAGCAGCAGCUAUGAGCGACCGCCAUUGCCCUACAGCGUCUCUUUUGUGAAAGAGGAGGCCGAGCAGCUGGAGCUGAGCGCCGAGCAGGUCUUUCGCAAUGCCUUCCAUCUGGAGCAGGAUAAGAAUGCGCCCGAUUCGAUGAUAGUCAAGAAACUGGACACAAACGACGGCAGCAUCAAGGAGUUCCAUGUCCAGCGCACAUCCAAUGGACGCUAUCGCAAGGGACCCGAGCGACGUCUCACAAAAACCGUGCAACCGGAACGCAGCAAAUCGCUGGCCAAGCCGCAGCAACAAGCGCUGCGAAAGGCGGGCGAAAAUGAGCUGCAAACGGCGGGCAUCAUUGAUGCGGAUAUCUAUUGGGGUGACCUAGUGGAGCAGGCAUUGCCGCAAGGCUUUGCCGCCGAUGAUCAGCACAGCUGGGAGCGCUACGUCGCCAAGCAAGGUCAAGUGGUGCGACUGGAGCAUGGCUGCGGACGCAUGCAGAAUCGUCUUGUGGUCUUCGCCGAUGGGACACGCGCCUGUGCACGCUAUCGCCAGAAUACGGAUCAAAUUCAGGGCGAAAUCUUUAGCUACUAUUUGGGACAACUGCUGAACAUAACCAACCUGGCGCCAAGUGCAGCGACAGUCAUUGACACAACGACAACGAGUUGGUCGACGGCAUUGGGCGACAUAACCCAGGCGCAAUGGAAGGAGCAUCGGCCUGUGGUAUUAACGCGUUGGCUGGCCGAUUUGGAGCCAGCCGGUAUACCGCAACCGUUUCAGCCGCUGGAGCGGCAUCUCAACAAAUACGAUGUCUGGAAUAUAACGCAGCAAAUGCAGCGGGAUGCUGGUACGGUCAUGUCGCGGGGAUUACUCAAACGGCUGGAGGUGGCUGCUGCCAGCGGCCAAACGGUUGAUCAUCAAUCAAGCAUGCUUGAGGAGUCAUCCGCUACAGCAUCCUCGACAGCAUCGUCCUCAGCAUCGUCGCCAUCGUCCUCGUCGUCGGCGCUGCUGCAGCGACUAAUUGAAUUGGCACAAUGGUCCGAUUUAAUCGUCUUCGAUUACCUGAUCGCGAACCUCGAUCGUGUCGUUAAUAACUUGUACAACUUUCAAUGGAAUGCCGACAUUAUGGCUGCGCCAGCUCACAAUCUGGCGCGACAGAGCGAGACGCAGCUGCUCGUAUUCUUGGACAACGAAUCGGGCCUGCUGCAUGGCUAUCGUUUGCUCAAAAAGUAUGAGGCCUAUCACAGUCUGCUAUUGGACAAUCUGUGCAUCUUUCGUCGUCCCACCAUCCAGGCGUUGCAGCGCUUGCGUGCCGAGGGCGCGGGUCGCCAACUGCGCGAACUGUUUGAGCGUACAACCAGCCCGAAUGUGCGUGAUGUGUUGCCCUCUUUGCCGGAUAAAUCAAUCAAGAUUCUGGCAGAGCGCAUCGAUCGCGUGCUGGCCCAGGUUCACAAGUGCGGCGACAGCAACAAGAGCAGCUAAUGAAAC
Messenger RNA from Drosophila hydei, 3412 nucleotides. RefSeq names its product extracellular serine/threonine protein kinase four-jointed (gene fj). The transcript has a single exon. The record is from RefSeq and is a predicted model, not a curated record. NCBI's taxonomy places the organism in Eukaryota, Metazoa, Arthropoda, Insecta, Diptera, Drosophilidae. Bases 1514 to 3406 code for a protein of 630 amino acids. Gene Ontology annotation, biological process: cell-cell signaling.